AUGGAUGAGAACCAAGAUUUGUGUUAUGAAUAUUCUGUUACUAAUAAUAAAGUAACACGCAUCAUUAAUAAUGAGUUGUUAUGCCCUGAUCACGAAGAAGCGGAUACGAAGAUAGCAUUUGUUUUUUGCCAACAAAAUGAAGAUUCUACCAUUACUGUCAGAAUUUCUGAUACUGACAUAGUGGUCAUCAUGUUAGCAAAUAUGGAACACCUGCAAGCAAGAGUAGAAGUUUGGAUGGAUCUUGGAGUUGGCAAUGCCCGCCGAUACAUUGACGUAUCCGCUCUCUACAAAAAAUUAGGUUCAAAAGUUUCGAAAACGCUUCCAGCUUUGCAUGCAUUCACUGGUUGCGAUUUCAACCCAGCAUUAUACCGACGAGGGAAAAAGAAACCAUUACAAUUAUUAAUGAAUUCAGAAAUUUUCCAAGAAGCAUUUCUGGAUUUGGGAUCAAAGGAGCAUAAUGUGCAGGAUUCUUUUAACAUUAUACAGUCUUUUACUUGCCACUUGUAUGGGUUGAAAAAGUUAGACGAUGUCAAUCAAGCCAGGAUUGUCAUCUUCAAUAGGACAUACAAAGUAAAAGACAAAUCGCAACCCUUCUCCUUGAGUGUCCGGAAUUACGAUGCGUGCAACUUGCCACCCUGUGAAUCGGAGUUACUCCAGCAAGUGUUACGCACAAGAUUCAUUGCAUGCUUAUGGUGUAAUGCCCAAAAUGCAAAAAUUACUGAUCUUUUACCAACGGACUAUGGAUGGAAAAUUGUUGACGGGAAAUACAAAAUGAUCUGGUUUGCAGGUGACCAAUUGCCGAAAGCGUACGAAGAUGUAGUCAUAACACCUGAUAUUCUUGAAGAUACUCCAGAAUCAGAUACGCAAUCUGAGGAUGAAAUAGAGCCAGAAGAGGAAGAUGAUUCUACUGAUGAAGAUGAUGAUUAA
Molecule: messenger RNA, 927 nt
Organism: Neodiprion fabricii
Lineage: Eukaryota; Metazoa; Arthropoda; Insecta; Hymenoptera; Diprionidae
Exons: 2
Coding region: 1-927 (308 amino acids)
Source: RefSeq, a predicted model, not a curated record